AUGAGCGGAUUCACUGGCAAGAAGACUGAAAUCACACAGGGAGUCGAGCUGCAUGUGUUUUAUGUACCUGAACAUCAGUUUGAUCGGAGACUGAAUAAAGUGUCAGCUGACGCGGUGGACGCUUUCAUAUCGGCAGGAUUUAUCAGGGUGGAUUCAAAUGUGAGCCUUUUUGAUCUUAGAGAUAAUCUCGGAUCAUUUCUCGGACUGGACAGGAUUGCUGAUAAAUAUGUGUUUUUAAAAUGUGUUGGCAGAAGUUUGGCUCUGGUUAAAAUCAGACAGGAGAGAGAACUGACAGUAAAAUCAUUUGCUCCUCCAUUUGCUCCUUUUCCAGAACUUUACCUUCUGUCUGUGAGUGAAAAUGACAGUGGCCUUUGCUCCAGUUCACUAACUCCAGAUACAAUAAUCAGCCUCACUGAAAAUCACAGUCAAGAUUUACUCAGAUCAACCUGUGCACCUGACCGCAUUAAAGGGACCAUUAAAUUACCAUCAAUCAACAAAGCAGCUCAACAGUCUGUGCUCAUGCAGACAGAAGAGGAGAUUGACAGCGAUGAAAACACACAAUCUACAGAAAAUCUGAUAUACAGUUCAGAAGAUCAGAUGAUGCCUCCACCCAAACAGCAUGCAGAAAGGCACCUUGUGAAACACAAACUUUAUGCAGUCACACAAAAGAAACACAGUUUUCAAAGAAACUCCGGGGGCGAUCCAGGGUUUCUUGAGGAUUCUGACAACUCGUCUGUACUUGUGAGAAAAUUCAACACCUCUGUGACACUGAAAUCAACUGGAGAAAAAUCUGAUCAUGUGGUUUCUGCGAGUAGACCAAACUCUCCGCUCCCAACAGUGUGUAGUUCUCAGCUGUCUCUCUAUUCACUGGAACCUCAUACACAACAAACAGUCACAUGUAAGAUAGCACUGCUGAAGAGAGAAAUUAAGGUACUUAAAGAGCAGAGGAAACAGCUUGAACAGACUAGACAAGAGCUUUUGAAAAAGGGCAGAGAGCUUUUAGCUCUUAACAGACACCGCAGGAACCAAGCGCGUGACAGGUGGAAGAGGAAAUAUUUUGAUGCAAAGAAGGCAACAGCUCAACAUGAGCAAACUCUGAGAAGAGUUCGACUUGAACUUCACACCUUUUAUUGUAAAAUGCUGCGACAACUCCAAGCCCGAGAUGAUACAAGACGUCAAACACAAGCAGGGAAACUAUCAAGCACAAAGAAUGAUCUGAUAAUCCAGAUUAUGACGGAGAGCUGUGAAAUUGAUAAUCUGAGGAAAAAUAUGGAUGAUGCUAAAAUGAAACUCGCCAAAGAGAUCAAGCUGAGGAAGCAAACUUUCACAGAACUGCAGACACUAAAGGCAGAGCUGAUGCAGAAGAGAUCGCAGUUAUAAUGAAACACCACAUACUGAUUUACAAAGUUGAUAUUUUUAUUUUGUUUAAUUUUGUUUAUUAUUGAUAAUCUUUUGCUUUGAGUUGUUAUCCCAACUGGUUACAGCUUCAGUUUUUGGACAAGCCUAUAGACGGUUUCAUCAGAUACUAGCCAGCCUAAUGAAGGGGGAGGGGGGCAUUUCAAAAAGUUCUCAUUUUAUAUUUCAAUGAUUAUUAUAUAUGUUGUAUGCAAGUUUAAGACAUAUUCAUUAAAGCAGCCCUACAGAAAUGGUGCUUUAAACAAGAUUCGGGUGU
Molecule: messenger RNA, 1672 nt
Organism: Paramisgurnus dabryanus
Lineage: Eukaryota; Metazoa; Chordata; Actinopteri; Cypriniformes; Cobitidae
Source: RefSeq, a predicted model, not a curated record